Messenger RNA from Brugia malayi, 429 nucleotides. RefSeq lists its product as uncharacterized. The record is from RefSeq and is a predicted model, not a curated record. The transcript has 4 exons. Bases 1 to 429 code for a protein of 142 amino acids. Gene Ontology annotation, cellular component: cytosol. Lineage: Eukaryota; Metazoa; Nematoda; Chromadorea; Rhabditida; Onchocercidae. Gene Ontology annotation, molecular function: actin monomer binding. Gene Ontology annotation, biological process: actin filament organization.
AUGGAAGGCAUUGAUGCUCAAAGAUUGGAAGUCAAGAAAGAAAGAGCUCCGAAGUUACCUGUUCAUAUAGCUAAAGAGGUUACCAAAGGACGACUACUGAAGCAUGUAGAAAUCAGCGAAAAAAGUGUUUUACCCACAGCUCUCGACAUGUAUCGAGAAAAAGUGGAUGAAAAUUUGAAAGGAGAAAUAAAGACACAUGAUACCAGUAAACUUCGUCACGCUGAAGUUGUUGAGAAAAAUGUAUUACCGACAUCUGUUGACAUAGCUCGUGAAAAAGUACCAACGUUGAUCGUGAACUUUGAUACAGAAAAGUUGAAACAUGUUGAUCCGGUUGUAAAAAUAGCACUUCCAUCUGUUAAUGAUGUUGUUCGAGAGCAGGAGGAAUUCAAGGCAGGCGCAAAUGAGAAAGGCGGAAUGAUUCAUAAUUAA